Molecule: messenger RNA, 1778 nt
Organism: Selaginella moellendorffii
Lineage: Eukaryota; Viridiplantae; Streptophyta; Lycopodiopsida; Selaginellales; Selaginellaceae
Product: dol-P-Man:Man(6)GlcNAc(2)-PP-Dol alpha-1,2-mannosyltransferase
Exons: 9
Coding region: 10-1680 (556 amino acids)
Biological process (GO): protein N-linked glycosylation
Cellular component (GO): endoplasmic reticulum membrane
Molecular function (GO): alpha-1,2-mannosyltransferase activity
Source: RefSeq, a predicted model, not a curated record
CUAGGGUUCAUGGCUGAGCUCCGGCAGCGGAGGCGCGAUCGCUCCUCGGCAGAGAUUAACAGCGAAGAAGAGGAUGCCAAGAAGAAGGAUCUUCCGGAGGUCAGUAAGAAUGUCGGAUUUGCUGCGGCUUUCGCCGCGCUCUUCAUCACUCGCUACUUCAGCGCGAGCUCCAACAUCGUACACGACUGCGACGAGGUUUUCAAUUACUGGGAGCCGCUGCAUUUUCUUCUCUAUGGAUCGGGAUUUCAAACUUGGGAGUACAGCUCGGAGUUUGCUCUUCGAUCGUAUCUUUACAUCCUGAUUCAUGCCGUUAUUGGAGCUCCAGCUUCUUACAUUCUCGCAAAGGUGAAAGUUUUCUAUCUGAUUAAACUGGCAUUCGCCUUGGUGUCUGCGGCCGUCGAUGGAGCUCUUGUGGCAGCCGUGUCCGAAAGGUUUGGAAAAAGGAUGGCAUCAUACACUUUGGUUUUACUCUGCUUUGCCAGUGGUUGCUACACAGCCAGCACAACUUUUCUGCCGAGCACCUUUUCAAUGUACGCUAUCAGCCUUGCAUCAGCGGCUGUGCUUGCCGAUAAGUUUGAAGCUGCCGUGGCCGUGGCUGCCUUGGGGGUCCUUGUUGGCUGGCCAUUCUCGGGCCUUGCGGUUCUUCCCGUGGUAGUGUACUCUUUGGCGAAUGGUAGCUCCGUCAAGGUUUUCAUGGCCGGUGUUAAAUCCUCAGUCGUUCUCAUCGCGCUGUCAGCACUAUGUGAUCGAUUAUUUUACGGUCAGUGGAAGCUUUCUAUUCUCAACCUCGUCACCUACAAUGUCGUGGGAGGUGGCGACAGCAUUUUAUACGGUGUGGAGGGACCCUUGUUUUAUCUUCGGAAUGGGCUCAACAAUUUCAAUCUUGCGUUGUUGUUGGCGUUCGGGCUACCUGUUUUGCUGCUUUUCGUGCGACGAAGUACCGACAAGCAUCUCCUACUGGUAAUCUCACCUUUGUAUUUGUGGUUUGGAUUCAUGUCCUUGCAACCUCACAAAGAAGAAAGGUUCCUCUAUCCAACCUAUCCCCUCGUUUGCGUAGCUGCGGCAGCUAGCAUCGAGCGGAUUCCAGGUCUGGUACCACGAAAAAUGAGCUUCGUGCAUGGUCUGUUCACGAAAUUGAGGCCUUUGCUCUUAUCUUUCAUCCUGGUGGCAUCGUAUAGUCGAACAACGUCUUUACUUCAAGGUUACUCGGCACCGAUGCAGAUUUACAAACACCUUCCAACUAAUCCAACCGAGAAUUCCACAGUUUGCAUUGGCAGUGAGUGGCACCGUUUCCCAUCCUCGUUCUUUCUGCCGUCAGCCAAGUACCAAGUGAGAUGGCUCGACGAUGGCUUUAGAGGACUUAUGCCGUUUCCAUUCGAUAGCAGCCUGGGUGGAACGAAAGCAGCUCCGGACUACUUCAACAGGCAUAACAACGCUUCUCCAAAGCAAUUUCUCCAAAGCGACGCUUCCUGUGACUUUGUGGUGGAGCUAGUCUUAGACAGACCGGGCGUAGAGUAUCGUGGAAACAAUCAAACCAAAUGGACUGUCGUGGCUAAACGCUUGUUCCUGGACAAUGAGAGCUCACCUCGUCUCCACCGCGCGUUUUUUAUUCCCUGGGCAUGGCAAAGUAAGAACUCCUUCGGCACUUACAGGCUACUCAUACGCAAUGUGGUCGAGUAAACAAACAAACCAUAGGCGAAUUAACGUGAUUUUUCACUUUCUAUGAUCUUAUAUUACCAUCGCCAAAGUUCUUUCUAAGAAUAUUUUUUAUUUGCAGA